Meloidogyne enterolobii is the source of this 457-nucleotide messenger RNA. The record is from the annotation of a GenBank genome assembly. Lineage: Eukaryota; Metazoa; Nematoda; Chromadorea; Rhabditida; Meloidogynidae.
UAAAAAUAACAACAAGAUGAGCUACAAAACUGUUGCAGAUUCAUCACAACUCAAAUUUGCCGAGAAACUUGUAAUUCUCAAUGAUCGAGCUGUUGGAAUGUUGACUAGAAUUUAUAAUAUGAAGAAAGCCUGUGCUGACCCAAAAUCGCAGCCACAAUUUCUUAACGACAAAACACUUGAAUCGGCUAUUUCUUAUAUUGUUAAACGAUUUCCUGUGAUUGAUAUUAAACGAAAUUCUACAGUUUAUUCAUCCAUUAACGAUAUGAAGGGGAAUAUUAUCAAAAAAUUGUCUUUGUAUUAUUACACAUUUGUGGAUUUGUUGGAUUUGAAGGAUGCUAUUUUGCAGCUUUUUACUGCUAUGGAUGCUAAUCAAUGCCGAUUAAAUAUUGUUAGUUUAUUUUUAAAAUUAUUUUUUGAAGAAAAUGUCAAGGGGGAUUUCCUUAGAAAAAUAUCUUAA